AUGUUCGAACAACUACCCCAUGAGCUUUUGAAGCUCAUCAUCGGUGAGAUAUCCAUUAAAGACGUCAAGAAUCUGUCUCAGACGUCAAAACACUUCCAUUCUUCAACUCUGCCGACAGUCUGGGCAUCUGUCGUUAUCCCAGCAGGGAAGGCUGCCCACAUGAUCGAAGGCUACAAACCUGUCAAGAAGCAAAUGGUUCGUCUAUUGCCUACAGCAAUCCACGAGGAGGCUGACAGAACCAAACCAAGCUGGGGUCUAGGAACGUGUAUACCGACUCCCAUCCUGGGAAGCAAUGGAAUUGUCGCCCGUCAGCAGUCUUCGCUUCGUACUUUGAAUCUCACGACGUAUCCCUUUUGCCAGCGCUAUAGCUCCCGCGAACGAAAGAUUGACCUAUCCGCUUUCCGUCAUCUCCUAAACCUCAGUUGGAGAGGGCUAAGCUCGGAUAAACUCAGAGUAUUUGCCACCGGGCUCAAGAACAACAAGUCACACCUCGAAACUUUGGAGCUCGACCUAGUCGACUGGCCACACUUGCGCAAGGCAUUGGGUUAUUGGAAUGAUAACGAGAGAGUGCGCAGAAUGAGAGCAAGGAAUUGCAUGAACAAAAUGAUUCUUGGCCUUGACAUACACUCUCCACACAUCACGUUCCCCAACUUACAUACUCUAGUUCUCAGUCAUGUACCACUGACCGCGACGCUUGUACAAUCCAUUAACUUUGAGGUCCUCAGAUCGCUCACAAUCCGGUCCUGUCCACAGUGGUACGAUUUCGUGCUAGCAAUAACACGGCAAAGAAUCCCAGAGAGGUUAAAGAAGCUCGAGCUCCAGGAGUCUUGGCCCAAAAAUGAUGCAGCAACUGACGAGUUCGAAGACGGGGAUCCGAGCGAGGUUCUACUAGAAUAUUUCCAAGGGGCUGGAAGAGCUUUAUCUUGA
Molecule: messenger RNA, 927 nt
Organism: Fusarium verticillioides 7600
Lineage: Eukaryota; Fungi; Ascomycota; Sordariomycetes; Hypocreales; Nectriaceae
Exons: 4
Coding region: 1-927 (308 amino acids)
Molecular function (GO): protein binding
Source: RefSeq, a predicted model, not a curated record